This is a messenger RNA of Caenorhabditis angaria, 2264 nucleotides long. Lineage: Eukaryota; Metazoa; Nematoda; Chromadorea; Rhabditida; Rhabditidae. The record is from the annotation of a GenBank genome assembly.
AUGACGAUUAUUUCGGAAAAUGAGGUGAGUUUUUGGAAAAUUUUUGAAUUUUUGACACUAUUAUCGAAAAUCUCAUCGUACCACGCCCACCGAAAUAAACACGCAACGCAGACCGCGUCGCGCCACAAAACACACAAAUAAGGGAAUGAUUCAAAUUCCCUCCAUUUUUUGUGUGUUUUGUGGCGCGACGCGGUCUGCGUUGCGUGUUUAUUUCGGUGGAGCGCGUGGUACCGAUGAAAUUUUCGAUAAUAAAUAAGGCUAAAGUGUACUGUAGGUCAGGUUUUGGGGCUAAAAAUCAAUAUGAUUCUAUACGAAACAUCUGGUAGGUCAGCUGGCUUAAAAAAAAAUUUUUUUUAGGAAAAAAAAUAUUACAGCAAGCAAAAAUGAACGGCAACCGGAAGAAAGCGUGGGAUUUUUGGCGCCAAAAUUUGAUCUACAUUACUUCUAGACCUAUUUUUAGCGCCAAAAAUGAUCCUGGGCUUGUUUAGUGUCAAAAAAUCCCAAAUUUUCAGCCUGGGCCUCAAAAAUGGCCCAGUUUUCACCCCAGGCUUAUCCGGUCUCAAAAAAUCGCAAAUUUUCAGCCUUGCGACCUCAUCCUCCCCUCAAACAUGCCAACCGAAGUGAUCCGCGAGCUAGACGGCGAAAAACUCUUGGAUCGCACCACCUUCUUCACCGAAUUCUCCACCACCGCCUAUCUGGAAGACUUCUACAACAAUGUAGAAGACCCAGCGAUGCAAAUGGUCCUCACCUUCCUCCCAAACAUCGUGGCGCGAGUCGGAAAAAUUCAAAAAAUUCUGGAUUUCGGUGCGGGACCCACCAUCCACGUGGCGGCUUGUUAUCGCGAAACAGCUGAGGAGAUUUAUUUGGCCGAUUAUUUGCCGCAAAAUCGACAGGAACUCGAAAAAUGGUUGGCGGGAAAUUCAAAUUUCGAUUGGAGUCAUCCAAUAAACAUGAUUUUGACGCGGGAAGGUCGAACUUUGGAUAAAAAAGAGCAAGUUUUGACGGAGACACGUGGCAAAAUUCGCGGCGUUUUUCAUUGUGAUUGCUUUCAAAAUCCGUCGACCGAAUGUUCGCAGGAACUUCAGGGACAAUUUGAUGUGAGCCAUUUUUUGAGUCUAGAUAAGCCUAGGGCCUAAAUUAGGCUGUUUUUAGGCUCUAGGCCGAGAAAUUUGCGAUUUUUUGAGUCUAAAUAAGCCUAAGCCUAAGCUUCUAGUUAAGCCUAACCUCAAGCCUAGCAUUUUAGACAAGCCUAAGCCUAUUCAGACCAUUUUUAGGCCGAAAAAAUCGCGAUUUUUUGAGUCCAAAUAAGCCUAAGCCUUAGCUUCUAGACAAGCCUAACCUUAGGCCUAAAUUUUUGGAUAAGCCUAAGCCUAUUCACACUAUUUUUAGGCUCUAGACCAAAAAAUUCGUGAUUUUUUGAUACUAAAUGAGCCCUGGUCUCAAAAAAUUUCAAAUUUUCGCGCUAAAAUCAACCGUACCAUUUCAAAAUUCAAUUUUGCAGGUCGUAGUCACAAUAUUCUGCGUCGAAUACUGUAGCAACACCCUUGACGAAUACUACAAAGCCAUCAAAAACAUUGCGCAAAACGUAAAAUCGGGCGGCUAUUUGGUGUACGGUGGAAUUUUGGAGGAAAAUUGGUGCAGUUUCGGCGGAAGGAAAUUCACCUGUUUGUAUAUUACCAAAGAAAUUAUGCUGGAUGCGCUGGCCAAAGCUGGACUUUUCAUCGAAAAAGAUCGAACUUGUGUUUUCUACGAGAUUAAUGGCAUGUUUAUGGUUUGUGCCAAGAAAAUUUGAAGAAAAUUGAUGCAUUUUGAGCUAUUUUACGUGAAAAAUAAGCAUUUUUAACCCAAAACUGUGUAUAGUUAUAUUUCUUUUGUACAACAUUUCAUACAUAUUUGUUCAUAUAUUUUAUUUGGAAAUUUUACUGGUUUUUCUCAUCAUUUUCUUGCGUAAUUUAUAGGUUGCUAAUAAAUAGUUGGAAUUUUGCGCGUUUUUUGACACCGAACACGUGGAAAAGAAAAAAAAACAAAAAAAUGAAAAAAAAAUAUUUGAAAAAUAAGUUUGGCGGGCGCGCGCAUGUGCGCUCCAUGGCGAAUUUUUUUUGAAAUUUUUUUGUUUUUCGCGCAAAUUCAGUUUUUCACGGGGUUUUCGAGGUCUUCCGUGUGAAAUCGAUUAUUGAAUCGAUAAAACGAGUAAAAAUACAUAGGUGAGUGAGAUUUGUAAACGGUUUUUCUGAAAAUUUCAAGAUUUUUAUAGAAAAAACUGA